Molecule: messenger RNA, 855 nt
Organism: Bactrocera neohumeralis
Lineage: Eukaryota; Metazoa; Arthropoda; Insecta; Diptera; Tephritidae
Gene: sqh
Product: myosin regulatory light chain sqh
Exons: 3
Coding region: 184-708 (174 amino acids)
Biological process (GO): post-embryonic development; locomotion
Cellular component (GO): cytoplasm; myosin II complex
Molecular function (GO): calcium ion binding; myosin heavy chain binding
Source: RefSeq, a predicted model, not a curated record
AAAUGAAUCAUACUUAUUUGAUCAUUCGUUUAUAAAGAAUUAAAGUAUAUAAGAUAAAUUUCUACAUAUUUGGUUAACUAGCAGUCUUUAUUUUUAAAUAAAUUAAUAAAUUCUCUACUAUUUGGUAGUAAGUAAUACUCAAGAUAGUGGAGUAUUUCUUUAAAAUAUUUUUUUGCUUUAACAAUGUCUUCUCGUAAAACCGCUGGUCGUCGCGCUACCACAAAAAAGCGAGCGCAACGCGCCACAUCAAAUGUGUUCGCUAUGUUCGAUCAGGCCCAAAUUGCCGAGUUUAAGGAAGCUUUUAAUAUGAUCGAUCAGAAUAGAGAUGGUUUCGUUGAAAAAGAGGAUUUGCAUGAUAUGUUAGCUUCUCUUGGAAAAAAUCCGACAGACGAGUAUUUAGAAGCGAUGAUGAACGAAGCACCUGGACCUAUAAAUUUCACUAUGUUCCUUACCUUAUUUGGAGAACGCCUACAAGGAACAGAUCCGGAAGAUGUAAUAAAAAAUGCUUUUGGAUGCUUUGAUGAGGAAAAUAACGGUGUAUUACCCGAGGAUCGAUUGCGCGAACUAUUGACCACAAUGGGAGAUCGUUUCACCGAUGAGGAUGUCGACGAAAUGUAUCGUGAAGCACCUAUCAAACAUGGUCUGUUUGAUUAUAUAGAGUUCACCAGAAUUCUUAAACACGGUGCCAAAGACAAGGAUGAGCAAUAAAGCUUGUAAGCAGACUUCCACAUUCCUCAUAACCGCAUAUUUGAGCAUAUAAAAUUUACCCAAGUUUUCUUUACAUACAUAUAUAAUUACUUCAUCCAUUUCGUGAUGACAAUAAAGUAUAAGGCACGAAAGAUUAGAAAAACAUAA